Messenger RNA from Penicillium daleae, 624 nucleotides. Its product is annotated as GNAT family N-acetyltransferase. The record is from RefSeq and is a predicted model, not a curated record. The transcript has 2 exons. Gene Ontology annotation, molecular function: acyltransferase activity, transferring groups other than amino-acyl groups. NCBI's taxonomy places the organism in Eukaryota, Fungi, Ascomycota, Eurotiomycetes, Eurotiales, Aspergillaceae. The coding region runs from base 1 to 624 and encodes 207 amino acids.
AUGACAGCGGACCCUCAAACCACGAAAGCGUCGUUCUACCCCCAGAAACUCACUCGAGUGAUCAUACCUGCGGUAUUAGAGCCAAUACAAACCAAGAACUUGUAUCUACGUAGUCUGGACGUCAAAGAUGCUGAUGAUAUCUUUGAAUUCCGGCGCAUGCAGGAGGUGGCAGACUGGCUAUGGCCCAGAGUCCCCCACAAGGACAUCUCUGAGACAGAGGCAUCAAUCACCAGCAAGACUUUCCAAACCCCCGAUGCAACCGGCGCUAUUGGACGACAAUUCCAAUUUGCUAUUAUCCGCGCAGACGACCCAUCCCAAAAGGUCAUCGGCGCGGUAGGAAUCAAUGCCCUUGUUCCAUCGCCGUCAAUUGGAUACGGUAUUCAUCCUGCCUUCUGGGGUAAAGGGUAUAUCAGCGAGGCAGUUGGUGGAGUUGUCGAUGCAUGGUGGAAGCUCGAGAGGAAAGACGUUGAGGAUUCGGGUGAAAAAGAAAUGUUGUAUGCUGCAUGCAACAAGGCAAACAUUGGAAGUUCGAGGGUGUUGCAGAAGAAUGGGUUUCGGAUUCUCGAGGAGUUUCAUAUAGAAGGGGAUGUGGUGGCGUUGUUUGGGUUGGAAAGACCACAGUGA